Messenger RNA from Cottoperca gobio, 2885 nucleotides. Its product is annotated as putative GPI-anchored protein pfl2. The transcript has 2 exons. NCBI's taxonomy places the organism in Eukaryota, Metazoa, Chordata, Actinopteri, Perciformes, Bovichtidae. The coding region runs from base 114 to 1316 and encodes 400 amino acids. The record is from RefSeq and is a predicted model, not a curated record.
CUAGUUCCUCCUUUCAAUCAAGGGACAUCGUGCCAGACAGGCAACAGCAUAACAUCCUCUAUUUUAAUAUAUCCUGGAGCAACACAGCUCACAGAGGUUAUCUGUGUAAAGUCAUGGCUAUAGAGACACAACAACCAGCCAGAAGACUGAAGAAAACAAUGGCCAUCAAUUCUGUGAGCCUCAUGUUCAUAUGGCUGCUGCCACUGACAGCAAGCAGCGCAGUGACCUCUGGCCAGAAUAACAACUUCACUAAUGUGAUGACAGGAACACAGAGUAAGUUCACCCACGACCAGUUGACAACACAGGAGGUUUCCAGCUGGAAUCCACUCUCAGAAGUCCCCGGACGUAAAGCCACACAGUCUGUCCAGAGUGAUGUUAACCCAACGAAGGAAGCUACAAAACCCAGCACUAAACUUUCACUGCAAACAGCUCUAACAACACCUUCUCAGACAUUCUUACCAGGUUCUCAAACAGCAGCAACUCCAACCAAUUCCUCAUCGUCUCAGUUAAACAGCUCAACAGUAGGCAUGAAGUCCAACACAGAGACACAAUCUAGAGUCACGACAACAGCAACAACAGUUGUAACCAGUCAUGCCAGCUUCUCAACCACAACUACACCGUCAAUGCUAAGCAGUUCCACCCAAAGACAGUUCACCAGUGAUAUAAUGACCCGUUCAUCACAGUCUACGAACUCUAUCUCUACUACAAUCACAUCUACCGAGCCUGUUGAAAACAAAUCUACAAGUUCAAGCCUCGUCAGAGGCGGCGACGCCACGCAGUCCACAGGUUUGUACAAAACUUUAAUGUCCACGAUCAAUACACCAAUCAUUCACAUCACCAAGGCGAAGGAAAGACCAGAUCCUCAAGAAAAAAAUGGAAAGUCCGAUAAGGGAACAAGUCACAGCAGAGCAGUGGCAGGACUAAUAGGUGGAGCCCUGGUAUUGAUGAUGGUAGGAUUCCUGGUCAUCUAUAUAAAGAAACGGAAGCUUCAGAGGCAGAAGAUAACAACUGGAGACUGGGCCGGUCUUUCACCGUUUCUUGAGGGUGGAGCAGUUACACUGAGGUCAUCUAACCAAAUCUCUCUUUCCAGCUUCCUGCCACAGAGGCUGUCCAAAAGGUUGUCCUUUCUCCCAGAAACAGAAAAUGAGUUAGAAGAAAUGAUACCAGGUAAUACAUUUGGAAAUAAACAACAAGGGACUACAUUUGGUCAAGAGGUGGCUGGAAAUGAUGUACAUGAAAGCAAUUGGACUGCUGUAGUAGUUCCAGAAAUUAAAAGCACAGACACUCCAGAGACUGUUCAAACUCUGUCCCAGUGACCUCUUCACAAACAAAUGACCCGCCGGACACAAAAAAAAUCCCAAGGUUGCAAACCAGUCAAGACAGAUCCAAAUUCUCCCGCUGUAUUUAAAACUGUGGAAAACGUUGUGGCACGACUGAAUAAUCACUGUGAGCAACCAUGAGUGAACUUCAGCCUCAAACCCACAAAUGCAUCCACUUUUACUGGUUUCCAGGCAACAACAACAGUGACUGAGAACACAGGAAACUAACUUGUCAUCGUUUGAGGAAAUCAUCAUGAGAGAAGUUAUAUUUAUCUAGGUCUCUACUGCAAAAUUUGAAUAAAAGCCGAACAAUAAAGCAGUAUAUUAUCAACACAGAAGAUCACAAUUAAAGAAAAGAAAUAGUCAGAAAAUACCCACACAAUUUUAAACUGCAAUGGAACUAAAAGUAAACAGAAAAGUAUUUUUUUCACAUGGUCUCAAUCAUGUGUGAUGCACAGGGCAAUGUUAGAGUCUUAAGUCAGGCUACUGAAGCCUUUACUGUCAUCCUGGUUCCUAAUUAUAGUCAUCAGCAAGGUAACUGUCUCCCAUCAUCACGUCAGGGAUUCUGACAGCAGACGCCUGCUCUAUUUUCUUUAUUACCAUGUAAAAAAAGUCUCCCAGUCCUGAAGAGUAAAUCUAAAAUGCUCUCUUGGAAACGGCUCCUGGAGAAAAUGUAACCAUGAGGUGCACGCAGGCCCCUUUGUAUUCUUCUUGUGGGGGAUGCAGGUUACAGUAAGUGGGGGUGAGGACAAACAGUAAUUAAGUAUCCGCAUAGGGAAUGUUUCGCUGAGCACUUUUUUAGUUUAUUUUGCAAUUAAGUGCAUAUUAGAAAGGGGUAGAAGUGUGAGAUGGGAGGGGCUACUGAGUUAUGGGUUAAAGGUUCUGUAUGUUAACGGCUACGUGGUUAUGUGUAUUUCUAGGAUAUGAGUCAUGAGAAGAAUAUGUCAGUGUAUUCAAUCGAGUUCUUUGGUCAUCUUGUUCCUUUGCAUGUUGGUAAUGAUCCUGAUCAUAACGUUUCUGUAAAUGUAUUUAUUUUUAAUAGUUUUGUGUUUCUUUUAUUGUAUCUGCAGAGAAUUCAGAAUGUUAAGCAAAGAAAAAAAGCUGAGUGAAAUUGUUUUUUGUCACAUCUUUUAGUGCUUGUGGUUUUGGGUGUCACAUUAAAAGCAACACACACACGUCCACGUACCAAAUAAUUCUACAGCUGUACUUUAACUGGUUUCCUCCGAAGACGAUUACUAUUAAAACAUAUUAAGACCUACCAGACCAAAGACAAAGGGAAGGACUUCACUGCAAUCAGUACCAAUUUAUUCAGCUACAUCAGCUCAGCUUAAGUGAGUCAUUUUACUGACAAAUGUACCCGCCCGACACCAGCACAUAGACAGGCCCUGUGUUCACAUGGUGAUGAACACCAUCGCGCAUGAGCCAAGAAAAGGGAUUCAAAAUAUUUGCUGCUGUCAGACCGUGUUCAUGUUCAUGUGUUGCAUUGUUCUCGUCAAACAACAAUCAUUUUGUAGAUGCGAUAAUAUAUUUCUAACAAUAAGUCUGAAUUAAAGUUAGUUUUCAUUA